AUGAAGGCGAUGAUCGAUGCAUGCCAUGGAUUUUUCACUCUCCCAGACGAAGAAAGGGAGGAGUUCAAAUCUAGUAACGAUGUGCUAGAGAUGUUCAAUUGCGGGACAAGUUAUAAUCUUGACUUGGAUAAAUUCCUUAUGUGGAGGAAUUUCUUCAAGGCCAGAGUACAUCCUGAGUUUUAUGCCCUAAGCAAACCGGCUGGCGUCAGUGAGGUCUCGUUGAAGUUUAGCCAGAAAACAAGACAAGUAGCAUUGGAGAUAGCAAGAGCAAUAGCAGAAAGCUUGGGAUUGGAUCCCAGCUACAUACAUCAUGCCAUGAACACGGAUCGUGGAUUUGAAAUCCUCGCCGCAAACUAUUAUCCGCCUUGCCCGCAGCCAGAAAGCGCCUUCCCCGUCAUACUGAUUCUGGCCUGUUCACUCUCCUAA
Malus domestica (apple) is the source of this 426-nucleotide messenger RNA. Its product is annotated as 2-oxoglutarate-dependent dioxygenase 19-like. NCBI's taxonomy places the organism in Eukaryota, Viridiplantae, Streptophyta, Magnoliopsida, Rosales, Rosaceae. The record is from RefSeq and is a predicted model, not a curated record.